Messenger RNA from Paramuricea clavata, 2904 nucleotides. NCBI's taxonomy places the organism in Eukaryota, Metazoa, Cnidaria, Anthozoa, Malacalcyonacea, Plexauridae. The record is from the annotation of a GenBank genome assembly.
AUGGCGGAAUCCGAAGGAGCGAAGAGAAAUAACGAAAUCGCGAGUAAAGUUUUCGUGUUUACUGCGCCUCGUUUUGAAACAAACGUAAAUGCUAUACAAAAGCAAGGUAAUUCGUUGGAUAGUGAAGCAAAUUGAUCGCAUUUAAAGUUUACUUUAUGCUUGUAUAAAAAAUUGUUCUUGACAAUAUUAGAGACCUCUUCGCUUCUCGUAUCAUUGAGAGUCGCGUGUUCCGUGCAUGACUUAAGAAGCUGAAUUGGGUCUUAAAUUGCAUUCUUUUUAAAGAGUAACUCUUUAAAACGAUUUUGUUUUCUAUUAGCUCACCUAAAGAGGAAGCAUUUCAACUGGGAGGUGAUCCAUUUUGAUGUAGAAGUCAAUACUACAGCCAAGAAGAUUAAAACUCCCAGCACUUCAAUGAAAGAAACGUUUUCCAGCGGCUCGACAGAAAGCACCGAAGCAUUUUCUACACUAAAUUUGCAGCAUGAAUCUGAAGUUAUUCGAAAUUCUGUCAUAGCUUAUUUAGAAGAUACUUUUAGUGAGAAUAGCAGACAAUCUAGCCAGGGUUUUAACACAAACACCGAGUCUGAAGAGAAAUCAGAGGAUAAUAAUCCAUCAGAUACAGCACUAACCAAACUGUCAGCCCAACAAGAAUACGCAGCUUCACUAGAGCAAAGCCAAAGGCUAUUUGACAAAAUGCAAGGAUUUGUUGAAAUGUCAAUAGAUGAAUCACGCAAAUCUGAAAGUCAAUCGACUACUGAGGGUUUUAGCCAAACAGAAGAUACGCAGUCCUUUUCAAAUUCAUUAACAUCUGAUGAAAAUUUGGAUACACACAUAUCUCCAUUUACAAAGUUAUCCGACUGCACCAAACAUCUCUCAACUGUCAACAUCUUUGUGGUGGUAUUGCAAGUUAACCCAAUGAAAGAAAUCAAAAUAAAAUCGGGUAUAAAUUCUGGUCAGUAUAUAAAGGUGAGUACAGGUGUGGUAUAUCCUCAUACUGUUGGGUUAAGCCUGCUACUGUAGCUCAAGGUUAGGUUGAUCCCUGUGCCUGAAAACUUGUGUAAGUUGAGUUGUGGUUGAUUCUCUCCAGUGCUGGGAUGGAUAAUUUUCCUGUGGUUAGAAUUUGUAGAGUUUCGUUGGUUCUCUCCUGUUUUCUCAGCCCUCUAGGCCUUGGUUGUUGAGCACAUUUAUCAUGAGCCUCUGGCUUGUGUGAAUUGCACAACCGUACCCUGUGUAAUUGACAUCAAUUAACAUAUGCAUUACUACAAUUAAAGGUGUCUUCAAUUCUUGUUGGUGACUGUACCAAAGAGUAUUUCAAAAUAACAUUCUGGCGGAAAGCUGCAGAAUGGGUGAACAACCUCAAAGAAGGACAUGUGUUGCUGGUGAAAAAACUGAAAGUUGAAAAAUGGAACCAAGAGUUUUAUGGUCAAAGUACUUAUGGUACCACACUUGUAAACCUACAGAGAGAUGGUACUAACAGUCACAGAGUACCAGCACAGUGGUUGACUAUUGUUAAUCACGCAGAAGCCAAGUCGUUGCUGAAAUGGUUAAAACGCAAACACCCUUACUUGAGCACAAACAAAACAUCGCGUUGUGAAGAUGUGCAGUGGAAAACAUUGAAACAGUUCGUGCCGAACACACUGGUUCACUACACAGCAAAAAUAGUCAAAGUUUUAACGUAUGGUAGUACAAAAGGCAAAUACGAGUACGAAAAACGUCAAAUAAAUAAGACCGUCGCAGGUAGGCACCUAAUCGUGCUUUAGACUGUACAGAAUCGUAUAUUAAUAAACUAAACCCCCGUUUACACUUCGCUCAAUUUUCGGUACCGUACCACUUUUUUGGUUCUCGGACUACCUAAAUAGGUAGUCCAAGAACCAAAGUGGUACGGGUACCAAUUUUAUCCGUGCCGUACCAAAAAUUGAGCGUAGUGUAAACAGGGCUGAAAAUCAGGGCUGUACACAGGAUUUUUCACUAGUGAGGCAGUAAUACUUAUAUGCUGAAAUAAGUCUCCAAAAGUGAUAUCAGAUGAACUUCCACAUUUUCCACUGUUUUCAAUUCCUCUUCACUUACCUAAGUUAUCUUAUGUUUUAUGUAUAUUUUACAGUUGCUGUUGACCAAGAAACUUCAGAAGAGGUUCCUAUCUGUUUGUGGGGCAGCCAGGCUGAUUGGCAAUACGAGUUGAAAUCCAAAAUAGGACAAACCUGGAACUUCACAUUCCUACGUGUUGAAUGCAACAGCGUCCAUGGUCAACUAUCUCUACACACAACACCACAAUCUACCAAGAAGCUGCGAAAUGAAGAAACGAGUCUUUUUGGUCGUGCUGCGCGUUUGGGACCCCCAAAGAAAGAUAACUCAACUUUUUCUAGUAUUUCCGAACUGUUGAAAGCUAACUUGAGUGGAAAGGCGACCAUUUCUGCUGGAGUUACUAAUAUCACCUACACAGAAGCUCUAAAUUCUCGACAUUCUGAAAGAAGCAUAGAUAAAACUUCAGAGAUGGCAACAAUACUUGAAUUCUUUCGUGGAUUAGUAUACCUUGGUUGUAAGUUAUGUUUCAGAGCUUUAAAACAGGACCACAACGGUAUUUAUACGCACUGUUCGUAUUGUAUACAACAUAAUACAAGUUAUUUGUACGGUGUAAUGUAUUACUUCGGGCCGUGCUGCGUGUGUUUGUCAGAUAAAUCAGCUUCUAUCAUCGCUAAGUCAUGCCAUGAGUCCACAAGAAAGUUUCUAAAGGAUGUCAGGCCACAAGAUGUUUCGGAAGAAGUCAAUUGCGAGUUAUUUGAAAGAUUAAAGGGUGUCUUUGAUACAGUGAAUAAAAAUGUUAAAGUUGUUCUCAAUUGUGAAACUGUACUAGAUGAAAAUGGUUUCGUUAAAAGUAAGAACUUUGAACUUCUCGACUUACAAAUGUAA